This is a messenger RNA of Penicillium arizonense, 1467 nucleotides long. Its product is annotated as cytochrome P450. NCBI's taxonomy places the organism in Eukaryota, Fungi, Ascomycota, Eurotiomycetes, Eurotiales, Aspergillaceae. Gene Ontology annotation, molecular function: monooxygenase activity; oxidoreductase activity, acting on paired donors, with incorporation or reduction of molecular oxygen; heme binding. The transcript has 7 exons. The record is from RefSeq and is a predicted model, not a curated record. The coding region runs from base 1 to 1467 and encodes 488 amino acids.
AUGACCGAGAUUCCUUCGUUGCCAUUGCUGCCUAUCCUUUGCGGGCUAACAGGUAUCUGUUUGGUGGCGUUGUAUAAAGCAAUCUCACACCCAUUGUUCCGCAUACCAGGACCAUUCCUAGCUAGGUUUACGAGGCUAUGGCUUUUACGGGAGGCAGUCAUUAGCCGAUUCCCCUUCACAAAUGUUAAGCUUCAUAAAAAGUACGGCCCUAUAGUACGCAUAGCUCCCAACGAAUACAGCAUUGAUGACCCCGCGUCAGCAAAGAUUAUCUAUGGCAGCGGCAAAGGCUUCAUAAAGUCGCCAUGGUACGAAGCAAGUGGCAGUCCUUUGAGCCUAGUUCCUGGUCUUUUCUCCGAGCGAGAUCCCACUCUUCACGCUGGGAUCCGACGAAAAGUUGCGUCAGGGUAUAGCAUGACGAGUUUGGUGCAAAUGGAGACAUUUGUUGACGAUUGCUCCGUCAUUCUUCACCAGAGAUUCUCAGAGUUCGCGGACUCGGGCACCACGAUAGACCUGUGUCGCUGGAUGCAAUGUUAUGCGUUUGACGUAAUCGGAAAUAUCACUGUAGGAGAGAGAUUCGGCUUUUUGGACCAAGGCGAAGACCUACAGUCGGUCAUGGCUUCCAUCGACGAAUUUACGAAGUAUGCAGUGCGGGUUGGGAUAUAUGCACAAUGGCACAAAAUAAUAUUUCCUCUCUACAUGCGAUUUAAGAAGUUACCGGGACUGAUCAACGUCCGUAUGUUCGCGCAUUCAAAAUUGGAAAAUCGAUACGCCAAACUAUUGUCAGACGAUUUCAAGUCCGAUGAAUCAGGGCCUGCCGACUUUGUCACCAAACUCACUCGUAUUCAAUCUACGGAUCCCAGCAAGAUUAGCAAAGCUGAGAUAGCUUCAGCUUGCACGACCAACAUUGGCGCCGGUUCUGAUACAACUUCGAUAUCUCUGUCGGCCGUUUUUUUCUUCCUAUAUACAUAUCCAGAUACCCUUGCCCGCUUGAGGAGUGAGAUAAACGAAAACAUUGAUCAAGGUCUGCUAUCUGACCCCGUCAAAUACGGAGAAUCUACUCGGAUGCCAUAUCUCCAGGCAGUCAUCAAGGAAGCUCUUCGCAUACAUCCGGCAACAGGCUUGAUACUUGGUCGUGUGGUGCCCAAAGGUGGCCAGAAUUUGGCAGGGCAGUACUUUCCGGAAGGGACCAUUGUAGGAAUCAACAGUUGGGUGGCACACCACAACACGGACAUUUUCGGUUCCGAUGUUGAUGUCUUCCGACCUGAACGUUGGCUGGAAGAGCCUGAAAUUGUCAGAAAGCGGGAUAGUUAUUCCAUGACGUUCGGAAUGGGCUCAAGAAUGUGUAUUGGUAAGAAUAUCAGUCUGAUGGAGAUGUCCAAAGCUAUCCCACAGAUUCUGCGAAACUUUGAAUUGGUUCCAGAGAAUGGAACGCCAUCGUGGGAACUUGACAAUGUCUGGUUUGCUUAA